AUGGCCCAGACACAAGGAAAAGCAAUUGGCAUCGACCUCGGCACGACGUACAGCUGCGUCGGGGUCUGGUUGCAUGACCGCGUCGAAAUCGUACCCAACGACCAGGGAAACAGGACCACCCCGUCCUACGUGGCGUUCACGGACACGGAGCGGUUCAUCGGCGACGCUGCCAAGAACCAGGCCGCUAUCAACCCGGAAAACACCGUGUACGACGGCAAGCGACUCAUCGGCCGGCGAUAUUCUGACCCGUCCGUUCAGGUCGACAUGAAGAUGUGGCCCUUCAAGGUAGUUCCAGGCCCAGGUGACAAGCCAAUGAUAGUAGUCCGAUACAAAGGCGAACAGAAGCAAUUCUCCCCAGAAGAAAUCUCGAGCAUGAUUUUAGCCUACAUGCGUGAUAUCGCCGGGGCAUUUCUCGGCCACCCGGUGAACAACGCCGUAAUCACGUGCCCCGCUUACUUCAACGACUCACAGCGGCAGGCCACCAAGGACGCGGGCAUGAUCGCGGGGUUGAACGUGAUAAGGAUCAUCAACGAGCCAACGGCGGCAGCUAUCGCUUACGGGUUGGACAAGAAGGCGGCGAAGAAGGGGGAGCAGAAUGUGCUGAUUUUUGACCUGGGUGGUGGGACGUUUGAUGUCUCGCUUUUGACCAUUGAGGAGGGGAUUUUCGAAGUGAAGGCUACGGCGGGGGAUACCCAUUUGGGCGGCGAGGACUUUGAUAAUCGGCUGGUGAACUUUUGUGUAGCAGAGUUCAAGAGGAAACACAAGAAGGACAUAAGUGGAAACGCCAGAGCAUUGAGGAGAUUAAAGAACGCGUGCGAGAGAGCCAAGAGGACUCUGUCUGCCACCACCCAAACCACCGUAGAAGUCGACUCCUUAUACGAAGGAAUCGACUUCUACAUGACUAUUAACAGAGCCAGAUUCGAGGAAUUGUGUAUGGACUUGUUCUUGAAAUGCCUGGAACCGGUCGAAAAAUGCUUGCGCGAUGCUAAAAUUGAUAAAAGCCAAGUCCACGAAGUUGUUCUCGUCGGUGGGUCCACACGAAUCCCGAAAAUCCAGCAGCUGUUGCAGGUCUUUUUCAAUGGGAAGGAGCUGUGCAAGAGUAUUAAUCCCGAUGAGGCAGUUGCGUAUGGGGCCGCGGUUCAGGCGGCGAUUUUGAGUGGUGAAGAGCAUGAGAAGGUGCAGGACUUGUUGUUGCUUGAUGUUGUGCCGCUGAGUCUUGGCCUCGAGACUGCUGGUGGUGUGAUGACCACUUUGAUUCCGAGGAACACCACGAUUCCGACUAAGAAAGAGCAGAUUUUUUCGACCUACUCGGAUAACCAGCCCGGCGUGCUAAUUCAGGUCUAUGAAGGUGAAAGAGCAAGGACUGGAGACAACAACUUGCUCGGAAAGUUUGAGCUGACCGGAAUUCCACCGGCACCAAGAGGGGUGCCGCAAAUCAAUGUGGCCUUCGACAUUGAUGCAAACGGGAUUCUGAAUGUCUCGGCGGAGGAUGAAACUGCUGGGGUGAAGAACAAGAUCACAAUUACUAACGACAAGGGAAGGUUGAGCAAGGACGAGAUUGAGAAAAUGGUGAAAGAUGCGGAGAAGUACAAGGCGGAGGAUGAGGAGGUGAAGAAGAAGGUGGAAGCUAAGAACGCUUUGGAGAAUUACGCUUACAAUAUGAGGAAUACAAUGAAGGACGAGAAAAUUGCUAGCAAGUUGGAUCCGGCGGGUAAGCAGAGGAUAGAGAAGGCAGUCGAGGAGGCUUUGGAGUGGUUGGAGAAGAACCAGUUGGCUGAGGUGGAUGAGUUGGAGGAUAAGUUGAAGGAAUUGGAAUCCAUUUGUAGUCCAAUCAUUUCUAAGAUGUAUCAAGGUAGUGGUGGCGGUGGUGGUGUGGAUGGUGAUAUGCCUGAUGCUGGUGGGUACGGUGGUGGUUCUAGUGGGUCCGGCGGUGGUGCUGGACCGAAGAUUGAAGAGGUUGAUUAAAUGCGGAGAGAGGGGUUAGUGUUUGGAAAUAAGCAGCUUGGGUGGUCUGUUUAGGGUUCUGUUUCUGGGCUUGUA
This is a messenger RNA of Rhododendron vialii, 2040 nucleotides long. RefSeq names its product heat shock 70 kDa protein-like. Gene Ontology annotation, biological process: cellular response to unfolded protein; protein refolding. The record is from RefSeq and is a predicted model, not a curated record. Gene Ontology annotation, molecular function: ATP hydrolysis activity; misfolded protein binding; ATP binding. The coding region runs from base 1 to 1965 and encodes 654 amino acids. Lineage: Eukaryota; Viridiplantae; Streptophyta; Magnoliopsida; Ericales; Ericaceae. Gene Ontology annotation, cellular component: cytoplasm. The transcript has 4 exons.